GCGUUUCCAGGAGGGUGGCGGCGCCCGGCGGGAGGCGGCCUCUGCGCUCAGUAAUGGCAGCGCGGUGAGCGGGGACGCGAGCUGACAGCCGCCGCCGCCGCCGCCCACCUUCCUCGCCGGGGCUCGUCCUUCAUUCCUUCGGGUGUCUCCCCUCCCCUUGCCCCUGCCCCUUGUCCUGCUUCUGCGGAAGAUUUCAACACUAAACUUGCACAAUGUCUUUGAAACCAAGAGUAGUAGAUUUCGAUGAAACGUGGAACAAACUCCUAACUACAAUCAAAGCAGUCGUCAUGUUGGAAUAUGUUGAGAGAACGACAUGGAAUGAUCGUUUUUCAGAUAUCUAUGCUUUAUGUGUGGCCUAUCCUGAACCGCUUGGAGAAAGACUUUACGCAGAAACGAAGAGUUUUUUGGAAAAUCACGUUCGGCAUUUGCACAAGAGAGUUCUAGAGUCUGAAGAACAAGUACUUGUUAUGUAUCAUAGGUAUUGGGAAGAAUAUAGCAAGGGUGCAGAUUAUAUGGACUGCUUAUAUAGGUAUCUCAACACUCAGUAUAUUAAAAAGAAUAAGUUGACUGAAGCUGAUCUUCAGUAUGGCUAUGGUGGGGUAGAUAUGAAUGAACCACUCAUGGAAAUAGGAGAGCUAGCUUUGGAUAUGUGGAGGAAAUUGAUGGUUGAGCCACUGCAGACCAUCCUUAUCCGAAUGCUGCUCCGAGAGGUCAAAAAUGAUCGUGGUGGAGAAGACCCAAACCAGAAAGUAAUCCAUGGGGUUAUUAACUCCUUUGUUCAUGUUGAACAGUAUAAGAAAAAAUUUCCUUUAAAGUUUUAUCAAGAAAUCUUUGAGUCUCCCUUUCUGGAUGAAACAGGAGAGUAUUACAAACAAGAAGCUUCAAAUUUAUUACAAGAAUCAAAUUGCUCACAGUAUAUGGAAAAGGUUUUAGGUAGAUUAAAAGACGAAGAAAUUCGAUGUCGAAAAUACUUAAAUCCAAGUUCAUAUACUAAAGUAAUUCAUGAAUGUCAGCAACGCAUGGUAGCAGACCACUUACAGUUCUUACACGCAGAAUGUCAUAAUAUUAUUCGACAAGAGAAAAAAAAUGACAUGGCGAAUAUGUAUGUUUUACUCCGAGCUGUGUCAACUGGGUUACCUCACAUGAUUCAGGAGUUGCAAAAUCAUAUCCAUGAUGAGGGCCUUAGAGCAACCAGUAAUCUUACUCAGGAAAAUAUGCCAACACUAUUUGUAGAGUCAGUUUUGGAAGUACAUUGCAAAUUUGUUCAGCUUAUCAACUCUGUUUUAAAUGGAGAUCAGCACUUUAUGAGUGCAUUGGAUAAGGCCCUCACAUCAGUAGUAAAUUACAGAGAGCCCAAGUCUGUUUGCAAAGCACCUGAACUGCUUGCUAAGUACUGUGACAACCUAUUGAAAAAGUCAGCAAAAGGGAUGACCGAGAAUGAAGUAGAAGACAAAUUAACGAGCUUUAUUACUGUUUUCAAGUACAUUGAUGAUAAGGAUGUUUUUCAAAAGUUCUAUGCAAGAAUGUUGGCAAAACGCUUAAUUCAUGGAUUAUCUAUGUCUAUGGAUUCUGAAGAAGCUAUGAUCAAUAAACUAAAGCAAGCCUGUGGUUAUGAGUUUACUAGCAAGUUACAUCGGAUGUAUACAGAUAUGAGUGUCAGUGCCGAUCUCAACAAUAAGUUCAACAAUUUUAUCAGAAACCAAGACACAGUAAUAGAUUUGGGAAUUAGUUUUCAAAUAUAUGUUCUACAGGCUGGUGCAUGGCCUCUCACUCAGGCCCCUUCAUCGACGUUCGCAAUUCCCCAGGAAUUAGAAAAAAGUGUACAGAUGUUUGAAUUAUUUUAUAGCCAGCAUUUUAGUGGACGGAAACUGACAUGGUUACAUUAUCUUUGUACGGGUGAAGUUAAAAUGAACUAUCUGGGCAAACCAUAUGUAGCCAUGGUCACGACGUACCAAAUGGCAGUUCUUCUUGCCUUUAACAACAGUGAAACAGUCAGCUAUAAAGAGCUUCAAGACAGCACUCAGAUGAAUGAAAAAGAACUGACCAAAACAAUUAAAUCAUUGCUGGAUGUGAAAAUGAUUAACCAUGAUACAGAAAAGGAAGAUUUUGAUGCAGAAUCUUCUUUUUCAUUAAAUAUGAACUUCAGCAGUAAAAGAACAAAAUUUAAAAUUACUACAUCAAUGCAAAAAGAUACACCACAAGAAAUGGAGCAGACUAGAAGCGCUGUAGAUGAGGACCGGAAAAUGUAUCUCCAAGCUGCUAUAGUUCGCAUCAUGAAAGCGCGAAAAUUGCUUCGGCACAAUGCCCUUAUUCAAGAGGUGAUCAGCCAGUCAAGAGCCAGGUUUAAUCCCAGCAUCAGCAUGAUUAAGAAGUGCAUCGAGGUCCUGAUAGACAAACAGUACAUUGAACGUAGCCAGGCAUCUGCAGAUGAGUACAGCUACGUCGCGUGACGUCACCGCUCCAGUGUGGGUGCAGAUCGUUGCCGUCCUGGCUGGUGCGCUCCUGGGAGAAGAAGCAGGCCUGUGCCUCCAUAAUUUGGUCAUUUGGCAGCCCCUGUUUUUCUGCUGUUUACAAUGUCACCAGUGCCACGUCAUGAGCGUCAGAGAAAAUGCCUACAGAUAUUUCAAGCUCAUGUCAUGACAUUUCUUAAACUUUAUCAGAGUGAGUGAAGUGUUGCUGGAAUCUGGAAAUCGGUUGAGUACCAUGCUUUUCUCCCUUCACGUUUGCAGUUGAUGUGUUUUUUUUUAAUGUAUCUUAAAGGACAUAAAAACUUAAAUAUUGUAAUAUGACAGAUAACCUAAUAAUUGUAUCUACAUCGAAAUGACAAACAUGAUAUUGCUGCUUGUCAAAUAAAAAAAUAAAGAAAUA
Octodon degus (degu) is the source of this 2868-nucleotide messenger RNA. RefSeq names its product cullin 2 (gene Cul2). Gene Ontology annotation, cellular component: Cul2-RING ubiquitin ligase complex; SCF ubiquitin ligase complex. Bases 213 to 2450 code for a protein of 745 amino acids. The transcript is spliced from 21 exons. NCBI's taxonomy places the organism in Eukaryota, Metazoa, Chordata, Mammalia, Rodentia, Octodontidae. Gene Ontology annotation, biological process: protein ubiquitination; SCF-dependent proteasomal ubiquitin-dependent protein catabolic process. Gene Ontology annotation, molecular function: ubiquitin protein ligase binding. The record is from RefSeq and is a predicted model, not a curated record.